AUGGACUCCAUGCUGCUCAACAUACCUCUGACAUUCAUAGGCAUCUUAUUGAUUACUUUUCUCAUAAUCUACUUCCUGUGGCCUGAAGCACUGAUUAGGUUUGGGCUGUGGUAUUUUCAACAGAUAAAUGGCUUGCAACUGAGAUACGCUGAGCAUAAUGGCUACAGGUUCUGUUACUACUCCCGAGGGAAGCCUGGCCUUCAGCCCUCCAUCCUGAUGCUUCAUGGGUUUUUAUUCAACAAAUACUCUUGGUUUUUCAUGCUCUACUUCCUUCCUAAGGAUAUCCAUGUGAUCUGUGUUGACAUGCCUGGUCAUGGAGGAACCACUUGUUUGCCAGGAGAUAGCUACGCUACAUAUGAUCAGGUGAACAGGAUACACCAGUUUGUCGAGUGCACUGGAAUGAACAGGCAGCCUUUCCACCUGGUUGGCAUCUCCAUGGGCGGAAUGGUUGCCGGGGUUUACGCUGCUCAUUAUCCAUCUGAGGUCUGCUGUCUGUCCCUCUGUUGUCCAAUUGGCUUGAGGUACCCAAAAGACACUGACAUCAUGAAGCGUGUGAAAGAGGAAAGAAAAAACCGUGACAACAUUUCUCUUGUUCCUUCAAAUACACAGGAGGGAACAGAGAUGUUCAACGUUUGUUCGUACCACACUCACAUGAUUCCAAAACAGAUCAAAAAGGGAAUUGUUGUUGAUUUGCUGCCAGACAACAAUUUUUUCAGAAAAUGCUUCUUAGACAUCUUCAAUGAUGAGUCUUUGUAUAGCCUGCAGGAGAACAUGAGCAAGAUCAGGGCACCAACACAGGUCAUCUGGGGAAAGGACGACAAAAUAGUGGAUGUAUCUGGGGCAGACGUUUUGGCCAAAGGUAUUCCUCAUACGCAGGUGCAUCUGCUGGAGAAAUGUGGACACUUCCAACCAACUGAUUCCCCCAGGGAAUGCACUCAGUUCCUCUUGGACUUCCACACUUUUCAUACGAAUAAUGAAAAACUGGCAAAAAUCAAGAACGAAAAAAAGCUAGGCUAUUUAAUGUGA
Messenger RNA from Euleptes europaea (tarantolino), 1026 nucleotides. Its product is annotated as monoacylglycerol lipase ABHD6-like. NCBI's taxonomy places the organism in Eukaryota, Metazoa, Chordata, Lepidosauria, Squamata, Sphaerodactylidae. The record is from RefSeq and is a predicted model, not a curated record. The coding region runs from base 1 to 1026 and encodes 341 amino acids. The transcript has 8 exons.